AUGGGCGUCCUCGGCAUUCUUCACGCAGCGGUAGACUGGCUCCUGGGCUGGGCCAAACUGGUCCAAAACCGCGAGAUCGGCUGGCUCACCAUUGACCGCAAGACCGGAAAAUAUAAACGCGAGCAGCAGCCCAUCUGGAAGAAACUUAAGCUCCUGCUCCUCUUCAACCCGCUAACGACAUGGCUCGACACCACGCACGCAAUGAGGCUGUAUAUGCACAACAGCGCCGUGAAGGAGGGUACGUCGCCUGCCACCCCAAUACCAAUCUCCUUUGUACCGCAGGCUGAUACGGAUAUGCGUUUGUCAGGCAAAAAAGAAGCAACCCCGGCGUCGGCAAAACGCAUCCGCGAAUUCAUCUCCUUCUUCCGCAUCGACAUGACGCAGUUCGAGCCCAGCGACCCAAACGCCUUCGCCACGUUCGAGGACUUCUUCAUCCGCCACCAUAAACCCGGCAGCCGGCCGAUCUUCGAAGAGAACGACCCCUCCUCCGCCAUCUGCGUCGCGGACUCCCGGGUCGUCGUGUACGAGGCCGUGGCCGAGAGCAAGAAGAUCUGGAUCAAGGGCGAGGACUUUAGCAUCACGAAUCUCGUUAUGGAUCGGAAACUCGGUCCGCAGUUUGGUGAUGGGCCCGUUGCGAGCUUUAGACUUUCUCCGCAGGAUUAUCAUCGGUAUCAUUCUCCUGUCUCUGGGCGGAUUAAGGUGUUCCGGAGUAUGCCAGGGGAUUAUUAUGAGGUUGAUCCGCUGGCGAUCCGGAGUGGGGUGGAUAUUUUGACGAGGAAUGCGAGGGAUUAUGUGGUUAUUGACUCUGAGGAGUUUGGGGAGGUGCUGUUUGUUGCGAUUGGGGCGAGUCAGGUUGGGACUGUGCAGAUCCAUGAGAAAUGGCAGAAGCCCGGCGCGGAGAUCAAGAAGGGUGACGAGCUGGGGACGUUCCAGUUCGGCGGGUCGAGUAUCAUUGUUGCGUUUCAGAAGGGCCGGAUCCAGUUUGAUGAAGACCUCAUCGAGCCAAGUAAGCGUGCUGUUGUGGUGGACGUCGAGGUGGGCAUGAGUCUUGGGAGGGCUACCUCCAAGGCGCAGUAG
This is a messenger RNA of Aspergillus mulundensis, 1077 nucleotides long. RefSeq names its product putative phosphatidylserine decarboxylase. The record is from RefSeq and is a predicted model, not a curated record. Lineage: Eukaryota; Fungi; Ascomycota; Eurotiomycetes; Eurotiales; Aspergillaceae. Bases 1 to 1077 code for a protein of 358 amino acids. Gene Ontology annotation, molecular function: phosphatidylserine decarboxylase activity. The transcript is spliced from 4 exons. Gene Ontology annotation, biological process: phospholipid biosynthetic process.